AUGACAUCUUCCACCGAUUCAGAUGCAAACUCCACAUUAUCCACUGAAACUAUUGCAGGAAUCGUCAUUGGAGUUGUAGGAGGCACAGCAGUGGUAGCAACUGUAUGCUUUUAUUUGCGGCGUUGGAGGAGAAGUGGAGGAAAGUUCACGAAACUUCGUAAGGGAGGGAGAGCAGUAGAUCCUGAGGAAGAAUUUGUGUCGGGGGGAUCAAACUUUAGUGUCCAUGGACGGUACGGUCACGGGCAACAACCAUCUGUAUCUCUUGAGCCUCUCCUUCUACCUUCCUCUCCGCAGACAUUGCAAGAUAUCCCGGCAGUCUCACCCCCGCAAAUAUCACUAGACUGGUCCUACCUCCCUCCCGUCCUACCCAACACAACAACAGACUACAGCCAUCUCAGCCUCUAUGACACUGACGACCCAUUCGCCCGCAUCCAGAGGGCAAUACUCCCCACAUCCGCUCCACAUCACACGCCGGUGUCUUCGCGCAGGGUGUCGCAUGAAGUACCGCUUGAACAGUACUCCAGACACACAGCCAAUAAUCUUGGGCCAAAUGCCCCGCUUUUCAUCAAUCGUAGUCUGACCCGUCACUUGGGUCCGGACUUUUUCUCAGGUCGGGCAAGCACUUCCCCGUUUUCGUCGGCAGAUCCUCCCCAAUUCAUAUCUUCUCGAACUGGAAGUGAUGCUGUUCAUUUGCUCGGAGACGCACCUCCACCUCCACCCAAGCCGCGGAUAUCAGUUCUCAGUCCACUGGUUGAGCAUGCCGCACCGAAAGACUCGCAAGAGGUAUCUCAACCCCAGACCGCAGGCGGUGAAGCUGACGCUAACAGCCCCGAAUCCAUCUAUUCACAAGAAUCCGCACCACACUCCUCCCAUCCUCCAGAACCCCAACUACCAUCCCAAUCAUCAAGGAGGGGCAGAUCAUCCCAAAGAUAUUCAAGAACACUGAAAAUAUCAGAACUAAGCCCCGUCAGGGAAGGCUCAACAUCAAAAAGUGACCCUCCCUCCCACAACACCUCAACAAGCUCAGAAAUACAAAAAAAGCCAUCCCGCACCUUCUCAGAACUCGAAAGAUCAUCUUCCCUCUCAGUCACACACUCUCACAACGCAUCCCCAAGAGCCCCCGAAUACGCUUCGUUACCCCUCCUUUCCUCCAAUAACGCAUUCGGGAAAAGCGGUUCCAGCGCAUCGACAUUAUCUCCCUCGAGCAGCCGAGCAACGAGGUAUCCUUCAUUGACACCUUCUAGUUUGACACCGUCUUCGUCUGGCUCAAAUCCUCAUUCUGAUUCAGCCACUGAGUGGCAUCGUCCACCAGCGGGCCUUAAUGCGCUUAAAGAUAUCGAGAUAUUAGAUCUCCCAAAUCCACAUGCCCCAACUCUGGAGGUCCCUCGAGUGUCCGCGCUACUUUCCUGCCAAUCGAAAACCAGGCAAGAAGCCCGAGAAAGCGCCACUCAGAGCUCGGCUGUGUGCACAUUCGCCGUGUUCCAUCCCAGAAAUUGA
Molecule: messenger RNA, 1497 nt
Organism: Suillus subaureus
Lineage: Eukaryota; Fungi; Basidiomycota; Agaricomycetes; Boletales; Suillaceae
Exons: 1
Coding region: 1-1497 (498 amino acids)
Source: RefSeq, a predicted model, not a curated record